Messenger RNA from Vollenhovia emeryi, 478 nucleotides. RefSeq names its product UPF0235 protein C15orf40 homolog. The record is from RefSeq and is a predicted model, not a curated record. The coding region runs from base 23 to 442 and encodes 139 amino acids. Gene Ontology annotation, cellular component: cytoplasm. NCBI's taxonomy places the organism in Eukaryota, Metazoa, Arthropoda, Insecta, Hymenoptera, Formicidae. The transcript is spliced from 4 exons.
AAACGGUCUCGCGCGGAGGCACAUGGUUACGCGGUUUAAAGGCGGCCGCGGGUAUUUAAUCGUCGCGCGUGAGAUGUCGAAGCAGCGCCCGACGAGGAGCGCGAAGGCGCCGAGGGCGGCGAGCACCGACGAUCCAUCUACGGGACCUGUGGUCUUAGAUAAAGACGGAAAUGUUGCGAUUAAAAUUCAGGCCAAACCCGGAGCGAAAUGUAACAACGUAACCGAUAUUUCCGACGAAGCGGUAGGCAUUGCAAUCUCCGCCCCGCCAACGGAAGGUGAAGCUAAUGCCGAACUCGUCAAGUAUUUAGCUUCGGUUUUUGGAGUAAGAAAAUCCGACGUAUCCUUGAACCGGGGAUCUCGAAGUCGGCAGAAGGUGGUUGUAGUGUCGGGAACUACAGCGGAUCAAGUUUUGGCGAAGUUGAAAGGGGAGAUGGAUAAUUAAAUGUUGCUCAAAAAUAAAUUUUUCCAUCACGAAAAA